AUGGUGAUGGAGGAGCCGCCCAAAGUCGGGCUCGGCGCUCCAGCCAACCGCCCGUGUGUGGCUGCUGCGGCGGCGGCGGUAUUCAAAUCCUCGAAGAAGAAUACUAAGCCUAAGAAAAUCCCGCAGCGCGGCCUCGGCGUCGCCCAGUUGGAGAAGCUCCGCAUCCUCGAGGGGCUACAAAUGAACGACGGCGCAUCCGCGUCUCCCGCUCACGGCUUCGGAUUGCCGGUGGAACUGCGAGACACCUCAACUUUCUCCAAGAGGCCACCCUUGGUCGCUGCUUCCUUCAACGGGCAACAACAAAGACUUCCUCCUCCCCCUCCGCUGCCGCCACCUCCGCCACCCAUUUUUCCGACGUUUUGGAGCAGCAAUGCCCGCUUGACUAGCCUGGCGCAGACGAUUCCCAUGGUGAAUUCUGCAGUUAAUCAUCAGACGGAGCCCCCUACAAACCAAAAUACCCCAAACAUCCAUGAUUUGCGCAAUUUUUACUGGAGACAUAAAGAGAAGAAUUUGUUAGAGAUGCUCGGGGAAAAACGUCCUUGGUCUUCUCAUCUCGCUGGUGUUUGCUCAUCAGCUAAUGGAACUAAUUCGACUUCAGAUCUCUGUCUGGAGCCGUGGAACACAGAAAAUGGCAGGUUUCUCAGCUUAGGUUUAGUUCCUACACCAAAUUUGAGAUCUAUCGACAAUUCUCAAUAUCAUUGCUCAGAUUUCGACUUGCAGAACACUCAUCAGAAAAACUCAGGCAAUGGAUCUUCUCCGCCUAAUAGACGAUCAUUUUACAAUUUCUUUCCUCUUGAGAAAAUGUCACCUGAGAAUGGUGAAGCACUAGAUGGGGAUAUCGAUCUUGACCUGAAACUUUAG
This is a messenger RNA of Zingiber officinale, 861 nucleotides long. RefSeq names its product protein SPEAR2-like. The record is from RefSeq and is a predicted model, not a curated record. The coding region runs from base 1 to 861 and encodes 286 amino acids. The transcript is spliced from 3 exons. NCBI's taxonomy places the organism in Eukaryota, Viridiplantae, Streptophyta, Magnoliopsida, Zingiberales, Zingiberaceae. Gene Ontology annotation, molecular function: DNA-binding transcription factor activity.